GUAGGGUAGAGGGACCCAGACCAGACCUGCAGGCGAUGUGUGGAAUAUGAGCUGAGUGAAACCCUCUGAAGCAGAGCGGGAAGGAGGGGCUUCCUUCAGGUUUCUGUCUUGCAGAGAGGAGCAGGAAUCCGACCUCUUUGGGCUUAGAUAUGUUGAAAAUGCUUAGCAAAGUUUUGGUUUCGUCGUUUGCAUUUCAUAAGAUCAAAGUCUAAAGGCUGUAACUCUCUUGCCCCAAGGGAAUGCGAAAAGGAAGGAGAAAUAGACGGCGUGGGUGAGGGGUGGCAGAGUGAAUCCCCAGGAGAGUGGAGUCCAGGCGCGACCCUGGCUCUGGAGGCAGGGUGUGGAUACCCGUGCAAGCUCGAACAAGUCCAGCCUUCUGGCGACCUGUGCCAACAGCGAGAAGGGACAGCAGGGACCUCUGUGGGCAGACGUGGGUGCGGAUUAGCAGGGAGCACCCAGCAAGAAACUACCCCCGGAUCCGCCCAGAGUCGCUAGACGCUGCGGGUGGCUCUUCCCACUCAAAGCCAGCUUAGGGAGAAGUUUUCUCCUGGGAAGGUGCGUGAGAGAUCGGAUGCCAGAAAUCUCUCAGGUGCUAUAAUUCACAAAUAGAAAUGACCCCAACUUAAAACUACAAGUGGAUGAUAGUGGAACUAAGGGGAACAUAAUUUACUGUGUUCUCACUAUCUAAGGUGGAGAGUCCUGACUGAAUGCACCAUCCUUUGAUCACAAUGCAGGUUUUCCAUAUUUUCCUAAUAUUUGAAUAACAGCAAAAAAAUAGACAUUAAAUUCCAGUCUUUCUACAUUAUCUUCAUUUUGAAGAACCAUGGAGAUGCUUUCAAGUGGAAUAGAAUCCAUUCUGUGUCUCAUUUUCUUCCUGUUAAAAUUGUCAACGGCACUUGAAAUACCACCUUCAGUCCAACAGGUUCCAACAAUUAUAAAGCAGUCAAAUGUGCAAGUUGCCUUUCCGUUCGAUGAGUACUUCCAAAUUGAAUGUGAAGCUAAAGGAAACCCAGAACCAAAAUUUUCAUGGACUAAGGAUGAUAAACCUUUCAAUCUUUCUGACCCUCGGAUAAUUGCAUUUAACAAUUCUGGAACAUUCAAGAUUCCAAAUGAGGGGCAUAUAUCUCAAUUCCAAGGGAAGUACCACUGCUUUGCGUCUAAUGAACUAGGAGUUGCUAUGUCAGAAGAAAUACAGUUCAUUGUCCCAGGUGUUCCAAAAUUCCCAAAGGAAAAGAUUGAACCCCUGGAAGUAGAAGAAGGUGACUCCAUUGUUCUCCCAUGCAAUCCACCUAAAGGCCUCCCACCAUUACACAUUUACUGGAUGAAUAUUGAACUGGAACACAUCGAGCAGGAUGAAAGGGUGUACAUGAGCCAAAAGGGAGACCUGUACUUUGCCAAUGUGGAAGAAAAGGACAGCCGGAACGACUACUGCUGCUUUGCUGCAUUUCCAAAAUUAAGGACAAUUGUUCAAAAAAUGCCAAUGAAACUAACAGUUAACAGUUCAAACUCCAUCAAGCAAAGGAAACCCAGGCUUCUGUUACCUGCGGCUGAGAGUGGCAGUGAGUCCUCAAUGACCAUCCUGAAAGGGGACACCCUGCUGCUUGAGUGCUUUGCGGAGGGCCUACCAACCCCCCAGGUUGAAUGGAACAAACUGGGUAGUGAUUUACCUAAGGGAAGAGAAACAAAAGAAAAUUAUGGCAAUACUUUGAAGAUAGAAAAUAUCUCCUUCCGAGACAAAGGAAAUUACCGUUGCACAGCCAGCAAUUUAUUGGGAACAACCACUCAUGAUUUCCAUGUAAUAGUAGAAGAACCUCCACGCUGGAAGAAGAAACCGCAGAGCGGGGUGUACAGCAGCGGGAGCAGCGGCAUCUUGUUAUGUGAGGCGGAAGGAGAACCGCAACCCACGAUCAAGUGGAGAGUCAACGGCUUGCCGAUUGACAAUCAUCCCUUUGCUGGUGAUGUCAUCUUCCCCAGGGAAAUCAGUUUUACGAACCUACAGCCUAACCAUACUGCUGUGUACCAGUGUGAAGCCUCCAACAUCCAUGGGACCAUCCUUGCAAAUGCCAAUGUAGAUGUCAUAGAUGCUCUACCAAUAAUACAAACUAAAGAUGAAGAAAAUUAUGCUACUGUGGUUGGAUACAGUGCUUUCUUACACUGUGAGUUCUUUGCUUCACCAGAGGCCAUUGUAACCUGGGAGACAGCAGAUGAGGCACAACCCCUAGAAGGCAGGCGGUACCACGUCCACAGAAAUGGCACCUUGCAGAUCAGCGGAACCACCAAGGAUGAUGCAGGAUCAUAUUCCUGUUGGGUAGAAAAUGCCAUAGGGAAAACUGCCGUCACAGCCAAUUUGGAUAUUAGAAAUGCUACAAAGCUCACAGUUUUUCCUAAGAAUCCUCGUGUCCCUCAAUCACAUAUGCUUGAAUUACAUUGUGAAAGCAAAUGCGACUCCCAUCUGAAACACAGUUUGAGGUUGUCCUGGAGCAAGAAUGGAGAGGCUUUUGAGAUGAAUGGCACAGAAGACGGCAGGAUAGUUAUUGAUGGAGCUAACCUGACCAUAUCUAACGUUACUGUAGAAGACCAAGGCAUUUACUCCUGUUUGGCUCAAACCGCUCUCGAUAGCAUUUCUGAGAUAACCCAAGUAACUGUCCUGGAUGUUCCGGAUCCUCCAGAAAACCUUCACCUUUCAGAAAGACAAAACCGGAGCGUUCGGCUGUCCUGGGAAGCUGGAGAUGACCAUAAUAGCAAUAUUAGUGAGUACAUUAUAGAAUUUGAAGGAAACAGAGAAGAGCCGGGAAAGUGGGAGGAGCUAGCUAGAGUUCAAGGAGCAGACACAGUCCUGUUAUCUUUGGCUCCAUAUGUAAGAUACCAGUUCAGGGUCAUAGCUGUGAAUGAGGUGGGGAGAAGUCAGCCCAGCCAGCCCUCGGACCAUCAUGAAACCCCACCAGCAGCUCCUGACAGGAAUCCACAGAACAUCAGGGUUCAAGCAUCUCAACCCAAGGAAAUGAUUAUAAAAUGGGAGCCUUUGAAAUCCAUGGAGCAAAAUGGGCCAGGACUGGAAUAUAAAGUGGCGUGGAAACCACAGGGAGCGUCCAUAGAGUGGGAAGAAGAAACGGUUACAAACCACACACUGAGAGUGAUGACACCUUCUGUCUAUGCUCCUUAUGAUGUCCAGGUCCAAGCCAUUAAUCACAUCGGCCCUGGGCCCGAACCUCAGUCCGUGACUCUCUACUCUGGAGAAGAUUAUCCGGACACAGCUCCAAUGGUCCGCAGUGUGGAAGUUAUAAACAGUACAUUAGUUAAAGUCACCUGGUCAGCAGUUCCAAAGGAAAGAGUUCAUGGGCAUUUGAAAGGAUAUCAGGUAAAUUGGUGGAAAACAAAAAGUCUGUUGGAUGGAAGGACACACCCCAAAAACGUAAACAUUCUAAGAUUUUCAGGACAAAGAAAUUAUGGAAUGGUUCCUUCCUUAGAUGCCUUUAGUGAAUUUCACUUAACAGUCUUAGCCUAUAAUUCCAAAGGAUCUGGACCAGAAAGUGAGCCUUAUAUAUUUCAAACACCAGAAGGAGUGCCCGAACAGCCAACUUUUCUCAAGGUCGUCAAAGUUGAUAAGGACACUGCCACUUUAUCCUGGGGACUACCUAAGAAACUAAAUGGAAACUUAACUGGCUAUUUGUUACAAUAUCAAAUAAUAAAUGAUACCUAUGAGAUUGGAGAAUUAAAUGAUAUCAACAUUACCAAUCCAUCUAAGCCCAGCUGGCGCCUCUCAAACCUCAGUGCGACAACCAAGUACAAGUUUUAUUUGAGGGCUUGCACCUCAAAAGGCUGUGGAAAGCCAGUCAGUGAAGAGAGCUCUACGCUGGGAGAAGGGAGUAAAGGUAUCAGGAAGAUGUCAGAAGGAAUUAAUCUUACUCAAAAGAUUCACCCUGUAGAGGUAUCUGUGCCGGGAUCAGAACAUAUUGUUCACCUUAUGACUAAGAAUUGGGGUGAUAAUGAUAGCAUUUUUCAAGAUGUUAUUGAGACAAGAGGGAGAGAAUAUGCUGGCUUAUAUGAUGACAUCUCCACUCAAGGAUGGUUUAUUGGAUUGAUGUGUGCAAUUGCUCUUCUCACACUAGUAUUGCUGACAAUUUGUUUUGUGAAGCGGAACAGAGGUGGAAAGUAUUCAGUUAAAGAAAAGGAGGAUUUGCACCCAGAUCCAGAUAUUCAAUCAGCAAAAGAUGAAACUUUUGGUGAAUACAGUGACAGUGAUGAAAAACCUCUCAAAGGAAGUCUUCGGUCCCUCAAUAGGGAAAUGCAGGCCACAGAGAGUGCAGACAGCUUAGUGGAGUAUGGAGAGGGUGACCAUGGCCUAUUCAAUGAAGAUGGAUCAUUUAUCGGUGCUUAUACUGGCUCCAAGGAGAAGGGAUCUGUUGAGAGCAAUGGAAGCUCUACAGCAACAUUCCCACUCAGGUCGUAAGCAGGGCACUUGUAUACAACAUGGCUGUCUAACCCUCACCUUCUAUGUGUAUCUAUUCAAGGGAGCAAGAACUUUUACAUAGGAAUGGAAACAUGCUGACAGAUUGUGUCCAGAGGAGACAUUCUGCAAUGAUGUUAAGAAAAAUAGCACUGCCUUCAAAAAAAAAAAAAAAUCAAAACAAAACAACAA
Messenger RNA from Jaculus jaculus (lesser Egyptian jerboa), 4639 nucleotides. RefSeq names its product cell adhesion molecule L1 like (gene Chl1). Gene Ontology annotation, biological process: brain development; cell-cell adhesion. Lineage: Eukaryota; Metazoa; Chordata; Mammalia; Rodentia; Dipodidae. Bases 824 to 4450 code for a protein of 1208 amino acids. The transcript has 28 exons. The record is from RefSeq and is a predicted model, not a curated record. Gene Ontology annotation, molecular function: cell-cell adhesion mediator activity.